AUGGUGGACGCCGUGGUGCGGGCAUUUGCAGAGCACAUCGGCCUCAGCAGCGUGGAUUAUACGAAGUUUCAGAACCUACAGCGGGUCUUCUGCCAGACAAACUUGGAGGUGCAGGGCAUCCACGACGUGCGCUGGCUCUCCCGUGGUGAGGCGGUGCAGCGGCUGCUUGACGUACACCCUGCAGCCAUAGUGGUGAUGAAGGAGUACAAGAAGGAGCUGUACGAGGUGGUAACCUCGUUCAAGUUCCACUGGCUCAUCCGCUUCCUUGCGGAUGUGCUGUGGGAACUGAACCAACUCAAUCAGCGCUUUCAGCAAUGCCAGAUUGACGUCACCCUCGUGGCGCACAUCGUACAACAAACGAGGAUGCGCCUGAAAAUACGCUACUUCGACAGAUCACCUGGUCAUAGUUUUGGCAGCGGUGAGAAGAUGCAGCUGCCUGACUUCAUCAAGUCACACCAGAAGCUGGAGAACCAAGAGGUGAAGGCGGAAGGUGUUGAUGGGGACGGCAACCCCGUCUGCACGAGCGACCACUGCCUGACUACGAGACGGACGACGAUGUGA
Molecule: messenger RNA, 561 nt
Organism: Closterium sp. Naga37s-1
Lineage: Eukaryota; Viridiplantae; Streptophyta; Zygnematophyceae; Desmidiales; Closteriaceae
Source: the annotation of a GenBank genome assembly